CGGCGUCUGCGAGAACCUGCGGAAGCUGGAGAUCACGGGAGUGUCCUGCCGAGACGUGUACGCCAAACGUAUAAACCCACGCGUGAAGUCGGGGCGUUUUAUGAAAAUCCUUCCCGACUACGAGCACAUGGAAUACAGAGAUGUGUACACCUGCCUGCUGCACAGAUACCGACACAUCUUGGGGCUGUGGCAACCAGACAUCGGACCCUAUGGGGGACUGUUGAAUGUGGUGGUAGACGGCUUCUUCAUCAUUGGCUGGAUGUAUCUGCCUCCCCAUGACCCUCACGUGGACGACCCAAUGAGGUUCAAGCCUCUCUUCAGGAUCCACUUGAUGGAGAGGAAGAGCGCCACCGUCGAGUGCAUGUAUGGCCACAAGGGCCCCCACAACGGACAUAUUCAGAUUGUGAAAAAGGAUGAGUUUUCGACAAAGUGCAACCAGACGGAUUAUCACCGCAUGGCGGGAGGAAGGCAAGAAGAAUUUCGGACGUGGCUGAGAGAGGAAUGGGGGCGGACCCUAGAAGACAUCUUCCAUGAACACAUGCAAGAGCUCAUCUUGAUGAAGUUCAUCUACACCAGUCAAUAUGACAACUGCUUGACGUACAGGCGCAUCUACCUCCCUCCAUGCGGCCCCGACGACCUAAUCAAGCCGGGGCUUUUCAAGGGGACCUAUGGAAGCCACGGCCUUGAAAUAGUCAUGCUUAGUUUCCAUGGGAAGAAGGCCAAAGGGACUAAAAUAACCGGUGACCCCAACAUCCCAGCUGGCCAGCAGACCGUGGAGAUCGAGCUGGCGCAUCCCAUCCGUCUGCCUGACAUCGAGAGCCUCGGCAACCUCAGCGAGCUCUCCCGGAUCGUCCUGGAGGUGCAGGAGCAAGUGAGGCGGGAGCAGCAGCGGCAAGAGGAGGGCGCCCCGGAGGGCAAGGAGCCGGAAGGGGAGGGCCAGGCUCAGCGGGCGCCCUCCCCGACGGAAGACGACGGGGCGGAGGCCUCUGCCUCAGGAGAAGGGGACGCCGCCCAAGACCCCCCGCAGCCCCCGCAGCCCUUUGUCCUCCCCGGGGGGAUCGCGUCCCGGAAAGAGGACUACCCGCGGACCUGCAGAGCCUGCUUCUACGGCACGGGGCUCAUUGCGGGGCACGGCUUCACCAGUCCCGAGAAGACCCCCGGCGUCUUCGUCCUGUUUGACGACGACCGCUUCGGCUUCAUCUGGCUCGAGCUGCAGUCGUUCAGCCUCUACAGCCGCAUCAAGGUGGCCUUCCAGAGCGCGGAGGCCCCGUCCCGGGAGGCUUUCGACGAAAUGCUGAAGAACAUUCAGUUGCUGACCUCGUGAUGGGGGGGCUGCCCCGGGUGCCGGAGGGAGAGGCCGCUUCCCCCACCCGCCCUUCGAUUGGCACGCCGCAUGCACUCCCUCGUCCAGAAGGCCUUUUUACCGACAUGUGCACACACCCCCUAGAGCAUUAAUGAUAUCCCCCCCCCGGCCUGUUGUGUAUAGUUUGUAAUAUAGCGCUGUAUAUUUGAAAGGCGGCCUGCCGAAGGGCCGCUGGGCCUGUCUGUGCAGUGUCUCUUUUUUUCCCUUUUCUUUUAAAGGGUUUUGUUUGAGUGGGAAGAACAAGACCAGUCGCUUGGCAGGCAGUGUAAAUAAUUGAACGGCUGUUCCUUGAGAGUGUAUAUUAAACCUGACGGCCUGCUGGUCUUCUCCCUGGGCAAGCGAGCUGCGGUCUGGGUGAUUUUGUACCCCUUGGCUUUUUCUGAACGUCUGUCGCUUUGGAAUUGUGAUUGUUUUUCAAAAA
Molecule: messenger RNA, 1784 nt
Organism: Gekko japonicus
Lineage: Eukaryota; Metazoa; Chordata; Lepidosauria; Squamata; Gekkonidae
Gene: FBXO31
Product: F-box protein 31
Exons: 9
Coding region: 101-1324 (407 amino acids)
Source: RefSeq, a predicted model, not a curated record